This is a messenger RNA of Sus scrofa (pig), 2298 nucleotides long. RefSeq names its product G protein-coupled estrogen receptor 1 (gene GPER1). The record is from RefSeq and is a predicted model, not a curated record. Lineage: Eukaryota; Metazoa; Chordata; Mammalia; Artiodactyla; Suidae. Gene Ontology annotation, biological process: G protein-coupled receptor signaling pathway; cellular response to estradiol stimulus; nuclear receptor-mediated steroid hormone signaling pathway. Gene Ontology annotation, molecular function: nuclear estrogen receptor activity; G protein-coupled receptor activity. Gene Ontology annotation, cellular component: membrane; Golgi apparatus.
UUUGUCCUCGGCUCCCAAGAGCAGAGGCUCAGGCAGCGCCCGGUGUCUGGCCUCCCGCCCCAACGGGCCCCGCUCGCUCAGGAAGGGCUCUCGCGCGCCCGCCAGCUCCGAGCACCCGUCAUCCAAGGACCACGCAGCGCAGUCUUGGGGCUUCGACACUCCGCGAAGGCUUCAGAAAGAGGCCCGCACCAGCGAGGAAGGAAACGCAGUUAAGCCAGACGCUUCCGUGAGGACAGCGCUCACCGGCCCGGCGGCGUGAAAGAAAAGGGCCAGCAAGGAAGGGGUUAAGGCCGGACUUCUGGGGCCGCGGGCGGCCGCCUAUAAAGCCUGCGGCCGCCAGGGGCUGCCUCCCUGAGGACGGCUGGGGCUCGGCAGCCCUGCGGCCAGGCCUCCUGCGCCCCACAGCCUUCCUCCGAGCUCCCAACGCCCCACCGCGGGCCAGUCUCAGCCGCGAGCACAUCCCGGGGCUGGCGGAGCUGCCCUCUGCGGGACACGGUGCAGGUGCCCCCCGGGCGCGGAGGCCGAGCCCCGCGCGCCCAGGGGCGGCUCCCACCUCCCCGGUGCCCGGCUCACGUCGGAGGGCCCCCGCCUUCGCGUCCCGAGAUGGAGUCCCUGCCAGAGUCGGGCCUCUGUGAGCCUCGCGGCCGGUCCUGAGAGCCUGGCCGUGAGCCGGGCCCCGGCCUCGGCAUGGAGACGCAGCCGGGCGCCUUCAACGGCACGCCCGCCGCCGCCGCCGCCGGCCUGGGCCUCGACCUGCCCGGCGCGCUGGCCAACCGCUCGGCCGCACUCUCGGAGCACCAGCAGUACGUCAUCGGCCUCUUCCUGUCCUGCGUCUACACGGCCGUCCUCUUCCCCAUCGGCUUCGUGGGCAACCUCCUGAUCCUGGUGGUGAACAUCCGCUUCCGCGAGAAGAUGACGGUGCCCGACCUGUACUUCAUCAACCUGGCGGCGGCCGACCUGGUGCUGGUGGCGGACUCGCUCAUCGAGGUGUUCAACCUGGACGAGCAGUACUACGACAUGGCCGCGCUCUGCACCUUCAUGGCGCUCUUCCUGCAGGUCAACAUGUACAGCAGCGUCUUCUUCCUCACCUGGAUGAGCUUCGACCGCUACCUGGCGCUGGCCCAGGCCCUGCGCUGCGGCCCGCUCCGCACCAAGCCGCGCGCCCGGCUGAGCUGCGGCCUCAUCUGGAUGGCCUCCGUGUCCGCCACGCUGGUGCCCUUCACCGCCGUGCACCUGCAGCACGGCGAGGAGGCCUGCUUCUGCUUCGCCGACGUCCGGGAGGUGCAGUGGCUGGAGGUCACGCUGGGCUUCGUGGUCCCCUUCGCCAUCAUCGGCCUCUGCUACUCGCUCAUCGUGCGCGUGCUCGUGACGGCGCACAAGCACCGCGGCCUGCGCCCGCGGAGGCACAAGGCGCUGCGCAUGAUCCUGGCCGUGGUCCUGGUCUUCUUCGUCUGCUGGCUGCCCGAGAACGUCUUCCUCAGCGUGCACCUGCUGCAGCGCGCGCCGCCCGGGGCCGGCCCCUGCCAGCAGUCCCUCCGCCACGCCCACCCCCUGGCCGGCCACGUGGUCAACCUGGCGGCCUUCUCCAACAGCUGCCUGAACCCGCUGGUCUACAGCUUCCUCGGGGAGACCUUCCGCGACAAGCUGCGGCUGUACCUGCAGCAGACGGCCAGCGUGUCGGCCCUGAGCCGCUUCGGCCACGCGGCCCUGAAGGCGGUCGUCCCCGACAGCACCGAAGCGUCCGACGGGAAGGUGGGCAGCGCCGUGUAGGGAGGCCGGACGCCCCGGGCGCCAGCCGACCGGGCGCUGUGCUGCUCGCACACGCGCGCAGCGCGGUCCCUGCACCGGGGACCCGGGUCCCAACCGGAUCUGGCAGGAGACGCUGGCCGGGCGAAGCAAAGAGGAGGGGCGGCGCUGGGACAACGCACCUGAGCUUCAAGGCCGAUGUGCCAGCGAUCUGCCAGGCUAGGGACGUGAGCCUGCAGACAGCCGGCCCAGCCACGGGACCGGGCGCUGGGGUCGGGGCUGCGGGUCUGUGCGCGUGGCAGACGUGCCACGGGCCGAGGAGGACUCGGACCGCCUCCCCCCCGCCGCGGGGGGGACACCUGGGCUUCUGGGCUCUGCGCCUACUUAAGGGGGAGGCCCGGGGAAAACACCGGGGCGCGGGCGUGAGGGGUCUGCCUACGGCGCAGACCCAUGGGGGGAGCCAUGACAAUGCCACAGGUUGUUCUCCUCACGACUCAGAAAGCUGACGCGUCUGGAAUGUUCACCCCUUGUCAAUAAACACAGCCCUGUGCA